AUGGAUUCCCUCUCCAUCAGCCAACCCCUUUCCCGACUCAAGCUCUCCCCAAAAUUCCCUCUCCUCCCCAAGCAUUCCAAUCCCCUGUUUCUUCCCCACCACCAAACCCAAAAAGCUCGCACCUUUACCCUCUCCGCCGUCCAAGACCAGGAAACCCAGCAGCCAAUCCAAGGCGGCGGCGGAGGGGACGACUACGGCGAGGUCGACAAGAUAAUCGGAAGCAGAGCCCUCGAAGGCGGCGCCGGGAUGGAGUACCUAAUCCAAUGGAAAGACGGCCACGAACCCUCCUGGCUCCUCUCCGACUACAUCGCAAAGGACGUCGUCGCCGAGUACGAAUCCCCCUGGUGGACCGCCGCCAAGAAGGCCGACGCUUCCGCCCUCCAAUCCAUCCUCGAAUCGGAACUCGGCGACGCCCGCGACGUCGAUUCCCUGGACCAAGCGGGCCGGACGGCACUUCAUUUCGUCUCGGGCCUCGGCUCCGAGCAGUGCGUGAAGCUGCUAGCCGAAUCCGGCGCCGACCUCGACCGCCGGGACAACGGCGGCGGGCUGACGGCGCUGCACAUGGCGGCAGGGUAUGUAAAACCGGGCGCCGCGAAAACCCUUUUGGAUCUCGGCGCCGACCCGGAAAUCGAGGACGACAGAGGGCUGACGCCGCUGGAUCUGGCGAGGCAGAUCCUGCAGGUGACUCCCAAAGGGAACCCGCUCCAAUUCGGGAGGCGAUUGGGGCUCGAGGCGGUGAUCAAGGUCUUGGAGGAGGGAAUGUUCGAGUACGCGGAGGUGCAGGAGGUAAUUGAGAAGCGCGGGAAAGGAGACGGCGCUGAGUAUUUGGUGGAGUGGAAGGACGGCGGCGAUCGCGAGUGGGUGAAGAAGGCGCUGGUCGCGGAGGAUCUGGUGAGGGACUUCGAGGCAGGGCUGGAGUACGCGGUGGCGGAGGCUGUGAUGGGGAAGAGAGUGAUCGACGGCGGGGAGGAGGAGAAGAAGGAGUAUCUGGUGAAAUGGACGGAUAUCGAUGAUGCCACGUGGGAGCCCGAGGAGAAUGUUGACCCUGAUUUGAUCAUGGAGUUCGAGGCUCGGGAAGGAGCCGGGUCGGCUCCUUGA
Messenger RNA from Linum tenue, 1098 nucleotides. Lineage: Eukaryota; Viridiplantae; Streptophyta; Magnoliopsida; Malpighiales; Linaceae. The record is from the annotation of a GenBank genome assembly.